Molecule: messenger RNA, 891 nt
Organism: Penicillium nucicola
Lineage: Eukaryota; Fungi; Ascomycota; Eurotiomycetes; Eurotiales; Aspergillaceae
Product: putative methyltransferase
Exons: 1
Coding region: 1-891 (296 amino acids)
Molecular function (GO): oxidoreductase activity
Source: RefSeq, a predicted model, not a curated record
AUGACAGCCACUACUACUGAAACUAUCACUGCAGCAACAUCAGACCUCACCUACAUUCCUCGAGGCCCAGCAACUGCUGGACUCACUUUCUACGCACCUCCUCCAGAUAACGCUGCCCCGUAUAACUAUGUUGAACCCCAGCCAUCAGGCCAACUGCAGCGAAAUUAUCUGGAGAAUGAACAGAAAGUCACAAUAACCGACAUUCGCAAUGCCGAAAGCGCAUUCACCUUGAAUAAAGACGCUUUCCAAACCUUCCAGAAGAUACCAACAUCAACAAACUACCAGACCUUCAACUCGGAGACAUCCAUCCGAGAAAUAUACUACCCAGAGGUCGAAUCUCUCCUGCUCUCAAGUAUACCAGGAGCGCACAAAGUUGUUCUCUUCGACCACACCAUCCGCCGUCAGAAGGAUGGUGCACCCCGUCAACCUGUGACACGAGUCCACGUCGACCAGACCCGCCGAGCAGCUGCAGACCGUGUCAGACUCCAUAUCCAAGAUCCCGAAGAGGCAGAAAAGCUACUGAAAGAACGCUAUCGCAUCGUCAACGUCUGGCGCUCACUCACAGAUGAGCCCGUGCAAUCCGCACCACUGGCGUUUGCCUCGGCGACUUCUGUAAAUCCUGAUGAUCUGGUCCCCGUUCAACACCGUUAUCCGAAUCGGGUCGGAGAGACUCUCGGGGUGAAGUUCAAUCAGGGCCAAAAGUGGUACUACUGGUCUGGUAUGACACCCGACGAGCGCUUAUUGCUCAAAUGCUCUGAUUCAGCGGUGGCUUUGGAUUUAAGCCCCGGAAUUGGAGAGUCGGUACCUCAUACAGCCUUUUGGGAUCAGAGGACGCCCGUUGGGGCGAGGGGAAGGGAGAGCAUUGAAGUCAGGGCUUUGGUGUUUGGUUGA